CCGUCCAGCUGUGGAUUGGGCGCCGUCGCUUGGCGGCGUGCGACUCAACGAAGGCGAGCAGCGACACAGACGCUGCAGAAGCUGUUUGUGUGGCCGUUCGCGCAGCAGGUAGGCGAGCGUCGUUCUAGCAAAUGGUUGGCGCGAUGCAGCAGCCGGCGAGAUGCACACUGCGGGCCCUCCUGCUCGUACGGCGGCUGGCCGGACACGGGCGAGAUGCGGCGCGGCACGCGUCCAACCUUAACCAGCCGCUGUCGGGAAACGACUGCCCGCGACCGGGCGGCAUAGCCACAUUCAUGCGCCUUCCGUACGCUGCCUCCGCGCACGGUCUGGACGUGGCUGUCUACGGAGUCCCCUUCGACUGCGGCACAUCGAACCGCAGUGGGGCCCGGUUCGGUCCCCGCCAAGUGCGUUGCGAGUCGUCGCUGAUCAGGCCGCACAACAUGGCCACCCGAGCUGCGCCCUACGACUCCCUCCAGGUGGCCGAUGUUGGUGACGUACCGGUUACUAUGUACGACACGAAACGUGCUAUAGGCGACAUCGAGCGCUUCGUGAAAGGUCUACUGAGCCAUGGCUGCGUGCCCGUGGGCAUCGGGGGUGACCACACUACCACAUAUCCCGUGCUGAGGGCGAUCAAGGAAAAGCAUGGUCCCGUGGGGCUGCUGCAUCUGGACGCGCAUGCCGACGUGAACCCGACCAUGAUGCACUGUGAGGUGGCACACGGCACUCCCUUUUACCGAGCCGUUCAGGAGGGCCUCCUGGACACACGCCGCGUCGUGCAGAUCGGCCUGCGUGGCUCCGUUUACGGACCCAACGAGGAGCGAUGGAGCCUGCAACACGGCUUCCACAUCAUCCAGGCGCAGGAAUGCUGGUUCAAAUCUAUGGUGCCCAUCAUGGAGACCAAGGUGCUGCCCGUGCUGGGCGCCGGCCCCGUCUAUAUAUCUUUCGACAUCGAUUGUCUGGACCCCGCAUUCGCCCCGGGCACUGGUACUCCAGAAAUAGGUGGUUUGACGAGUGCACAGGCGCUUGAAGUAAUACGCAGCUGCAAGGGGCUCAACAUCGUUGGUGCUGACUUGGUCGAGGUGUCACCUCCGUACGACACAAGCGGUAACACAGCGCUGACGGCAGCUAACCUGAUCUUCGAGAUGAUUUGCGUCUUACCAGGAGUGAAAAACUUGGAUUAGGCGCCAACAUCAAAAUUUCGAUGCCCGGCGCAUUGGCUGGUGUGUGUGUGUGUGUGUGUGUGUGUGUGUGUGUGUGUGUGUGUGUGUGUGUGUGUGUGUGUGUGUGUGCGUGCGUGUGUGUGUGUGUGUGUGUGCAUGAACGCACGAAUGCACGUUGCGUGGUUUAUCAUGGAAUACGAUUUAUAUUCCAGGCGCGAUCACAAAUAAAUUCCGUGCUCUAUAACGA
Molecule: messenger RNA, 1407 nt
Organism: Rhipicephalus microplus (southern cattle tick)
Lineage: Eukaryota; Metazoa; Arthropoda; Arachnida; Ixodida; Ixodidae
Product: guanidinobutyrase
Molecular function (GO): metal ion binding; agmatinase activity
Source: RefSeq, a predicted model, not a curated record